This is a messenger RNA of Tarenaya hassleriana, 1184 nucleotides long. RefSeq lists its product as uncharacterized. The transcript has 9 exons. Lineage: Eukaryota; Viridiplantae; Streptophyta; Magnoliopsida; Brassicales; Cleomaceae. The record is from RefSeq and is a predicted model, not a curated record. Bases 110 to 994 code for a protein of 294 amino acids.
UUCUCUCCCUCCCCCUCACCUCUCCAUAUUACUCUCUCUCUCUAAAAAACUCUGCUUUCUCUCUCUAGAACUGCCGUUUUUUUUCCCUCGGUUCUGUUUGAUUAAGGAAAUGGAGUUCGAGAGCCGAUACGGACCAAAGUACGACUGUCUCCUGUUCGAUUUGGACGAUACCCUUUAUCCACUCAGUACCGGCAUCUCUAAAGCAUGUGGAAAGAACAUCAAAGAUUAUUUGAUCGAGAAACUCGGGAUACAAGAAGACAAGGUCGUCGAGAUGUCUAAUUUGUUGUACAAGAAUUAUGGGACUACCAUGGCCGGCCUUAGGGCGAUUGGACAUGAUUUCGAUUACGACGACUACCACAGCUUCGUUCAUGGAAGAUUGCCUUAUGAGAACAUAAAGCCCGACCCUAUCCUUCGCAGCCUCUUGCUCAGCCUCCCUCUGCGUAAAGUCAUAUUCACCAACGCGGAUAGAGUUCACACGGUUAAAGCACUGAGCAGACUCGGUUUAAAAGGCUGUUUCGAAGGGAUCAUAUGUUUCGAGACCCUUAACCCGACUCACAAGAACGCUGCAUCAGACGAUGAGGACGAUAUCGAGUUCAUCGGGCGGUCAGAAACCCGAGAAAACGCCCCGAGAUCCGAGAUUUACGACAUUGUGGGACACUUUGCCAUGUCUAAACCGGUCGGUUCACUGCCCAAAACCCCAAUUGUAUGUAAACCGUCUGUAGAGGCCAUCGAAAAGGCUCUCAAGAUCGCGGAUAUCGAUCCUCAUAGAACGCUGUUCUUUGAGGACAGUUUCCGAAACAUACAAGCUGGAAAGCGCGUUGGUCUUCACACGGUUCUGGUUGGUUCUUCACAGAAGGUCAAAGGAGCAGAUUAUGCGUUGGAGAGCAUACACAACUUGAAAGAAGCGUUGCCGGAGCUUUGGGAUUCCGACGUAAAGUCGCCGGAUAUCGGAUAUUCCGGCAAGGUCGCCGUCGAGACACCGGUUAGGGCUUAGGAUUCGUUAUACCGCUGUGCUCAUCGCUGAUACAAGAGUUUUGAGUCACCAAGAUCGUAUUUUGGGACUCUUUUUAGCCCUUUGUGUCCAUUUUAUUGCCAAAUCUUUUUCAUAUCAUGUAAUGUAAUUUCUUUUUCUACUUGUGUUUAUAAAUUUAAAUAAGAUAUAAAAAUUGAUAAUAAACGAGCAA